Molecule: messenger RNA, 1983 nt
Organism: Colletotrichum destructivum
Lineage: Eukaryota; Fungi; Ascomycota; Sordariomycetes; Glomerellales; Glomerellaceae
Exons: 1
Coding region: 1-1983 (660 amino acids)
Source: RefSeq, a predicted model, not a curated record
AUGCGAUUCUUGCGUAAACUAAGAUACCGAGUAACUGCCUUACUAAAGCUUCAUGGAACCGCCGCAGAGGACAAGGGAAAAGCCGUUGUGGAUAAUGCUCCACAAGACAAGAUCACAAAAUCUCUAGACAAUGGGUCCGAAAAGCACGACGUUCUCUCUACAAGCCCGUCAGUCACGACAAAGUCAACAAACAUCUCCUCGCCCUUCAUAAGCUCUCCAGGCCCGCAGGGUGAGAAGUCAGAGGAUAGGCUCCCUCCAAGCCCAGUCGAACCGCAUCCAAUAGAGGCUAUCGGCACCUACGGUCCGCAUCCGUCAAGUUUAUCAGUCGGGACGCCGCAUUCUGUUGAGCCAACAAGGCUUCAGAUCGGAGCGAGCAGUCUCCGAUCGUUUCUUAUUCCCUCGCCGGAAGUAUAUCAAUUCCCGCAGACGAAUGUCUGGUGCGGGAGACCUGCACAGGUCCCGGUACCGGAGGAUCUUCGAACCCAAUGGGACAAGGAUGGAGGUUUCAAACACAGACUUAAGCUGGACCUGCAGCCCGUAGAACAUGCCAUGAAGAGGUAUAAACCUAACUCUAACAUUAAGAAAAGGGAACGGAUUUUCGUCCUCGAGCUUCGAAUGUCGGGAUACGCCAGCGGCUCCCCGCCCCGGUCAGUCACAUUGAAUCCUUGUAUCUGGAUACUGUGCGGAAGCGACUGGGGAAAGAAACUCAUCAAAAAAGCCCUCAAAGAUCUAUCCUGGACGGCGAGCUUCAUUGACCGCCCUAUCGAAGUUCAACAAGGCAUUCCCGAAUGGGCGGCCGCUCCAUCUCUUAUCCCGCUCGAACAACUACAGCUCGACGCUUCCAGCAGGGGUAGCCUAGACUUACCAGGAUACAAAAUCAUGUAUCAUAUCGACUCUGGGGAUGUACAAUCAUAUUCGGGGCUUCUAUGUUGUGCUACCCUUCUUAGGGAUGGCGAAGUCAUUGACCAACAAACAUCACGCAUUGGAGGCUUCUUAGUCGGGACAGCCAUGACGACUGCACAUGGAGUCCUCGAGCGCUUUCUUCAAGAUCUGGAACCUGGCGUUGCUUCAGACGCCAGCGACAAUGGCACGACGUGUCCAAUUCACGUAUCGAGCGGCUCUACUUCUCCUUUCAACAUGGGCCCUUACUCAGACUCUGGCAUUGAAUCCGGGUCAGAUUCUGAAUCUGAUUCUGGAUCUAACAGUUUCCAAGACGGGGACGAAAACGGAAAAUGUCUCCUCGGCUUCAAAGAUCCUUCGAAAGUGGAACGUUGGACCCCAGUAUCAUUCGUGGGAUCCAACUUAAUGGGGAACAUUAUAAACCAUGGCAGCAUGAGUUCUACGUCCUCGAGAAUGCUUGAUUAUGCACUCCUUGAACACUCACAGCCAUUCUACAUACCCUUGGGCGCAUGCUUCUUUCCUACGAAUCCAGUAGAAUCCUAUACAAGUAACAAAGACCUAUCAGCUGGGCCAGUUUGGUUGUUGUUUAGCGACAGUCUCAUGAUUAAAGGAAUUAUCCUUGAUGAGACACAGCUGAUGCCAUUCCUCGGAAAAUCUCUGCCGACGCGGAAAAUUCAACUGUCGGCUCCGCUUGGUAGGUUUACCUUCCACCAGAAAUUGAACAUCUCAUGCAAUAUCGUCAAGUUUCUAACGUUUUUCACAGCACCUGGGACCUCGGGGACGUGGUUGGUCAGGGACGAGUCUCUUUGCGGGAUGAUCAUUGCAAGAUAUCCCGGAGAGCCUCUGGCCUUGUUCAUCACGGCGGAAGACAUCUUGCGGGACAUCUCAUCGUCCUUCCCCUUUCUUGUAGACUGGCAGUUUGGUACAAAAGUGGCCUCUCGUUCCCUCAGGCGCCCUCCCGAGCGGAUGAGAUUCGAUUUUCAACUCAAGGGCAAUUCCGAUGAGCUCACCUCCAAGCCCUUUUGCCGUUUAGCCCAUCUGUCGCCCCGUACCUCGCCCGAGCAAGGAAUUCGACCCAAAUGA